UCGGGGGGAAACAGUCUCAGGCAAAUUGACAUGGGGGCGAUUUUCCUAUGAACGCUCAAGUGGUAAAAUAGCGCCCCCAUUCGACAAAGUUGCUCAGUGGUUCAAUAUGUCUGCGUCCACAAACUCAUGAUUGUGCGAUUCUUUUAUUGUGCAAGUAGCAGAACCUGGAAGUUUGCAAGAUUUCCAAGAUCCAUUUAGUAUUAUUUUAUAGCUGUGGACAACACUGUCAUUGUACAGUCAGUAACUUGACCGUCUUACGGCACCCACCAUGGUCCGACUGACCAAUCUCCUGCUGAUGGCCCGCCAGGCGGGAGAGAAACCAAGCUGGCAGAGGAUCAACCGACACUACCGCUAUGUCAUGUCCAGGCCCUGGACCAUCCAGGCCCAGUUGGCCAACCUGCCAGGGCGGGAUCGCAACAAGGUGCAGGUGGAGCCCAUCCGGAACUGGAAGUAUUUCAAGGGAGACCUGGUGGAGGUACUGAAGGGUAAAGAUACAGGCAAGCAAGGGAUCAUCAGUGACAUCAUACGGCAGAGGAACUGGGUAGUCGUAAAAGGACUCAAUUGUCACUACCGGUAUAUUGGCAGAAUGCCAGGCUAUGAUGGAACUUACGUGGUGAGUGAGGCACCGCUGAAUGUCCAUGAUGUCGCCUUGGUCGAUCCAUCAGACAACCAACCUGCUGACGUGGACUUUCGCUUUACUGAAGCCGGUGAUAAAGUGAGAGUGUCCAAGCGAACCGGGCGAAUCAUUCCCAUCCCCCAAACGGACGAGCACAAAGACUUCAAGACCCGGGAAAGCUACAUCGAGCAACCGAAGGAUACCGUGGCUGAAGACGUGUGCAAAAAGACGUACACACUGUCCUUGAAGACAGUAGAGCAAGAGCUGAUGGAAGCCAACAAUAUCACAGAGACCCGGACACCGGCUAAGACAUACUGGUACUGAUGCGGAGGAUUGCCAUUUAAAUACAGCAUCACAGAAACACAGACACCAGCUGAAAGGUACUGGUAUUGAUGUGAGCGCCUACCAUCUAAAGGCAUCACAGAAAUUCAGAUAUCACUCAUGCAGACCGGUUCUGAUGACGAAAGUGCUGUGCUGAUUUGGCAAUCUAAACACAAAGGCUACAUUUCUACAGGUUCCGAGAAGAUGCUCAGUUCGGUAUUAGAGGCUAGUGAUGUCACUUUCCUGUUAAACUUGCCUCAAGUCUGAUUUCAGUCAAAACCCAUAUGAACAGGCAUAUUGCCAUCACACUUAAUUAUGUAACACUCGCGCAAAAGUGAGCAGACUUGAACCAAGUCAGACAUUGUAUAUUAUUUGUAUCACGUGAUACGUACACAAUGCAGAAUGUAAAAAUUUAAGUUGACUCUAGCUUCAUUGUUGUAAGUGAUGACUUCGGCAUGGCCAACUUGAAAUAAAGUUUUGUUGAUUCAGUUGUAAA
Molecule: messenger RNA, 1433 nt
Organism: Acanthaster planci (crown-of-thorns starfish)
Lineage: Eukaryota; Metazoa; Echinodermata; Asteroidea; Valvatida; Acanthasteridae
Gene: mrpl24
Product: mitochondrial ribosomal protein L24
Biological process (GO): translation
Cellular component (GO): ribosome
Molecular function (GO): RNA binding; structural constituent of ribosome
Source: RefSeq, a predicted model, not a curated record